Oikopleura dioica is the source of this 1938-nucleotide messenger RNA. Lineage: Eukaryota; Metazoa; Chordata; Appendicularia; Copelata; Oikopleuridae. The record is from the annotation of a GenBank genome assembly.
AUGAUGUUUCUUAUUCUUUGUUUUCUUCAUUUGAAUAGGGCAGAGAAAAGUGGAGCGAGUUUGAAAAUUGAAGGCGAUUUUGAAAAUGGCUGUGUUGAAAGUUUCAGUCUUUCAACGCCCUUCGAUGAGCUUCAAACCUUCCAAAAAUCUGCCGAAACCGAUUUCUACUGUAAAUAUAGCUCACCAAAUGGGAAACUCUUCAUUUUGCUCGAGGAUUCUUCUAUCGACGGAUUUUUGUCGAACUUCACGAUCUCUGGCUUCGCCAAAAACUUAAUCUGGACCCAACUUGGCCCUGAAAAAUACCUCAAUCCGGCUGGAGAAGAAUCAGUUUUUCCCGUAACGAAAAAAGUUCGAACCGGUUUCGGCGAAAAUUUGCACCUAAAAGUCGCGUUCGUCAUUUUCGACGAUGUCGUCGAGUACCACAUGCGAAAACACAAGAUGGAGGAUCUCAAAGAAGGGCGAAAAAAGAUCGCGAAGAUUUUCAACACGAUCGUGAGGGACGAAAUGCGACGGGACUUCAAAGAGUUGAAUCUGGACUUUCACUUGUUGGACAUCAAGUUUUUGUCGAGCGAAGAAGCGGAGCGGAUUUUGACGAAAUGGAGCGCGGAGAAAUCAUUGAACGAUUUCAAUUCUUUUCAAAGGCGCGAAUUGUACGAAUCAUUUCCUCAAAAAUACGAUGCCAUCGUCGGUUUCAUCAACACAAAGUUCUUCCAACCCAUGGUUGUCGGAUACGCCUACACUGGCACAGUUGGAAAUGUUCUUGGAAGAACCAGCAUGGCCGGCAUCAUCGACUCAUGCAGAAACUAUCAGUCCAUUGCGCUAACGGCGACUCACGAAAUCGGCCACAUUUUGGGACUGAGUCACGAAGACGAUCGGCAACACGCGGGAACUUGCAACGAUCCGGCGGGGUGCAUCAUGAGUGCUGUUCAUGGAAGCAAAAGCGACUACGAAUGGUCCGAAUAUGCGAAGAAAUACGCGAGGGAGAACUUGAACAGGGUCGAAAGCUUGUUUGAAAAGCCAGAAAAAGUGUUUGGCGAACCGGUUUGCGGAAACGGCGUGGUCGAGGAAGGAGAAGACUGCGACUGCGGACAGCCAAUCUGUCCUUGUUGCGACUCCUGCCGGAAACCUCUCUCUGCUGAGUGUACCGAUGGUCAAUGCUGUGAUCUUGAAACAUGCGAGUACAAGAAAUCCUCUUCUCUCUGCCGGGAAAGUACGAAUUCCUGCGAGCCAGAUCUCUACUGCUCUGGAAAGGAUUCUUACUGCCCCGUCGCGACUUUUUUCAGAAAUGGAUACGAAUGCGGAAGAAAAAAGUAUUGCUACGAAGGCGAGUGCAAAAAAGAGCGAAAGAUAGAAGACGAGGAUGUCGAGCUUCCAGAAGGAUACGAAGAUGAUUUUUGCGAUCAAACUUGCCACGACGAGACGAUUUGCGUUUUCGAUGGAUUUAGUCCGAAAUGCAUGUUUUACAUUCCAGAAGAUGUCUGCUCAUCAAGGGGAGAGCCGUUGACAAAUAAUAAAUGCUCCUGCGAAUGCGGCUAUACCGGGGAAAAUUGCGAAGAGAAAGAGUUUUGCAAGUGGAAAUUCAUUCUUUGGUUCUGCUUCGGCGCCGCGAUUUUCUUGAUUAUCCUCGCGCUUGGCGUCUUCGUCUACUUGAAAUUCUUCCGAAAGAGUGACAAAGAAACAAGUUCCACGCCUUUCCAACAAACAAAUCGAUCAGAAGCUCAAAUCAACUAUCAAUCUGGUCGUCCCUCUCGCCCUGCUCCUCCUGUCCCGUCCGCUCCCGCUGUUUCGAACGCCUUUCAGUGGCCCGCCCCUCCAAAACCCACAUUCCCGCCUCUACCGCCGCAAAUUUCCAGUGCAAUCGUAACUCCCAGUCCGAAGCCAAAGCCGAAAAUCGCAAAGAAACCGAACAAGAACACGAGUUCUUACGAUUUUUCUUAA